Messenger RNA from Cylicocyclus nassatus, 2812 nucleotides. Lineage: Eukaryota; Metazoa; Nematoda; Chromadorea; Rhabditida; Strongylidae. The record is from the annotation of a GenBank genome assembly.
UAUUGAUUGAUUUUCAGCUCAAAUAUUUAGCAGUUGUAUCGCUUUGAAGCUGUUUUGCUUCUUGCUUAAUUUUGCCUCAAAAGCAUGGACACACAGUCUUCAAGCGAUUCGUCGCUGCCCAAGCCAGGGGAUUUGAUAUGGGCGAAGAUGAAAGGUUUUCCGCCUUGGCCUGCUAAAGUCUUGGAAAAAGAUAAGGAUACGCCAUUGUCACGCAUUCCUGUUAUAUUCUUCGGCACUGGUGAAAAAGCGUUUAUGAAGCCAUCAGAUGUAUCAGAUUACUAUGAAAACAAGGCACAGCAUGAAGUUCCCAGAAAACAUAAGGGUUUCAAUGAGGCUAUCCACGAAAUACGUGUGGCAGCUGGUUUCGAAACAGCAUUUGAUGCUGAUCCUCUUUUUGGAGCAAGUACGUCGAGCAAAGGCCCAUCGCCCAUGCUUUCGGGUACCCUUGAAGAUAGGCUUCGCUCUGGUAACGGCAAAUUACUGAAUGAUGCAUUUCUAUCGGGCUUCGAACGGCGUAGAGCGAAUUCCGCGUCUACAAGGUCACGAUCGAGAGCCAGCAGUUCGGCAUCUGCUUUGAAGAAACUGCACAAAGCUAUGCAUCGUCGACGACUCGACAGCGGUAGUUCCGCUGGAUCUCGCCUUGUCAAAGGGUUGCCAGGAUUCGCUGAUCGAGGUUUCGACCUUUUCGACAACUUUCAGUCUUACGAUGCGGCCGACUACGCUAUAGAUGAGAGCCUCAAUCUGUUCGGCAAUGAUGAGGUGAAAUCGAAUCGAUCAAAAAGGUCUCGUGCUUCGUCGAAGCUCUAUGACGAUUUUCUGUUGAAUGGAUUUGGUACAAGAACACGGCACCGUUCGGGAAGCGCCAGCGAGGUUGGCAGAAGGAGCAGGUUGAUAUCGGGCGUCUCUGAUGUUUUCGACGAACUGAUCUUUAACGGAGAUCUGAGUAUACAACAGGCUGCUGAGCAAUUUCUGCAUACGCUAGAAGAGAUUCCGUCUGAAAGUAGCGAGGGAAGACCAGGUACACCAGAAGCACUUGCACCACUCCCGGAACCCGCAGUGUUCUGCACUGCUUGCGGAUGCGAGUGUAAACCUUACGAGGGAAAGUUGCGGUGCACUUCGAAGUUUUGUAAGAAGUUCCAUGACUCGCAGCCUGCUGAAUCGAAAACAUCUGUAGUGACAGCUUCUUCAUCUAGGACAAUUUCAACAUUAUCCAGAGGUCUUGACAAAACAGAGGACAAGACAAGCAAACCGGAUGAAGGUGCUAGAAGUCCUCGGAAGAGCAAAACAUCACAUUUCGACAUAAACAAAAGUGAGCUAGAGGCUGAUCAGCUAUCUGGAUCGGAAUCAUUGCGCAGCCCAAGAACAAAACGUCGACGGCCCGACUCUCCACCGAAUAAGAAAAUGAAAAAAGAGGAGAAAACUAGCACUGAAACAGCAGUUGUAAAGGAAGAGAAAACGGAGAGAUCACUCACGCCUCCAAGAGAAAUGUCUUUAUUUUCACCACCGAAAGAAAAAUCAAGCACUAAUGACACAUGCAGUGCAGUGCAGAAGAGACCUGCCAGAGGGACAGGACGGCCAAAACAAUAUAAAGUGGAAAAAACACCAGUGAUGGGAGCAAAUGGCCAGCGACAGUGCACAUUCUGCAAUGGGCAAGUGCGUCCUCAGAUGUGUGGUAGCAACAAGCAUAGAUGGCGCUGUGUAGACAAGAAGUGUCGGAAAUGGUAUGGAUGGGUGAAAAGUCAUGAAGAGAUCCCAAGAGACUUGGGAAGGAAGGGACGGUGGAAUCGGGCUAAUCGCACAAAGAAACUCGUGGUGUCGGCGGAAAAGAAAGAAGAAGAAGACACCGGCCCUGCUUCACUUUCUUCGCAGGCUGAAGCGGCUUUGGCUGCUGCUGAGAUCCAAUCCAUGCGAAGUGAUAAGACUGACCCACUUGCUCUCAUCGUGGAACAAAAUGUACAGCAGGAAGUCAAAAAGAGACUUGGACGCCCUCCGAAAGAACAUGGGUUGAAAAUCCGCUUGAAGACUGGCAAGGAAAAAAAGGAGGAGACUAGGCAGAAGCGCAAAUAUGUGAGAAGAAAGGAUAAGGUUGGUGCUGGAGUUCUUCCAGGUACAGCUGUUGCAAGUGAGGAUGUUCGACCAGCUCCACCACCACUGACUGAAGCGGAGAGAAACUAUGAGCCAUGUGCCAUUGAGAAGCGUGUCAGAUGGUGGCUGAGCGAAAAGCGAAGAGUCGAUGCUAGUCCCGAGAGACCGUUCGAGACAAAGGCUAUCGACUCAUGCGCUGCAUUCCGCAUGCUCUCUAACGCCUUUCGAGCUGCAGCAGUCACACGUGCUGAUGAAGCUCAGUCUGUAAAUGGAUCAUUGGACAUGCUCAUGGAUUCACUCAUGGGAUCACUUGGUCCGUUGCUAACCAUCGCUUCUUCUGCGUUUGAAAAUCUGAUUCCUGAUGAUCUAUCACAAAUGCUCUGGAAAUCAUCUUCGGUGCAUUUACCUACAUUUCAAUAAGGGCUCAUUGCUUCUGAUUCUUAUUGAUAAUUUUUUAACAACGUUGUACACUUUGUACAGUACUUUCGGCAGUGUUGACCGUUCCAUAAUUUGUAUAGCUGUUUUUCUUUCUUCGAAGCAUCGUUAACUAAUUGUUGGACAGUCGCAUUCUUCCAUCUUGAUUACUGACAUCUUACAGCAAUUUCAGGUUAUUCCACUACACUCCCUACUAAUGAUCUCAGUUUGUUGUUGUUGCUUUUUAGAUUUUAUCGUUUGUUGCGUUGACAUACUGAUGCUUGUAUAGCUAUGAAUUUUAGCACUGCCAUAA